Vitis vinifera (wine grape) is the source of this 1935-nucleotide messenger RNA. Its product is annotated as serine carboxypeptidase 24. The transcript is spliced from 9 exons. Gene Ontology annotation, molecular function: serine-type carboxypeptidase activity. The record is from RefSeq and is a predicted model, not a curated record. NCBI's taxonomy places the organism in Eukaryota, Viridiplantae, Streptophyta, Magnoliopsida, Vitales, Vitaceae. Gene Ontology annotation, biological process: proteolysis; brassinosteroid mediated signaling pathway. The coding region runs from base 336 to 1745 and encodes 469 amino acids.
ACUCUUGUGGUGCAUUUAUGAAGCUCUAGUGGGUUCCUACAAUCUGUUUCUCUAUUCUAAAAUCUCAAAGAGGGGGAGAGAGAGAGAGAGAGAGGGGAAGGAGGGCCACAUAGCUAUCAGCUGCCCAACCUGCAAGGCUGGAGCAAUGCAGCUACAUUGAACUUGUAAGGCACCCUACUUAAACCCAUUAUUGGUGCAUCAAUAUUUUCAUCCACUUCAUUAACUUCAUCACUGCAUUAAUAUCUGCUAGCUCAAGAGAGUAGUAGAGAUAUAUACUAGUGUGUCAUAUCCACAAUAACAUACAGAGGGAGAGAGAGAGAGGAGCCUUCACCCACAUGGAGAGUGCCAUGGCAGCCCGAAGGAGGACCCUACUCUUGUUGUCCUUAUUACUACUCUCUUCAAUCACCAGCGAUGCUGAUGCUGCCCCUAAACAACAAUCCCUCGAUCGAAUCUCAGCACUUCCCGGACAACCACCGGUCACCUUCUCCCAGUUUUCCGGCUACGUUACCGUCAAUGAGCACCACGGCCGAGCUCUCUUCUACUGGCUAACCGAAGCCACCACAUAUCCGGAGAAAAAACCUCUUGUUCUUUGGCUCAAUGGAGGACCGGGUUGUUCAUCAGUGGCAUAUGGAGCAUCAGAGGAAAUUGGGCCAUUUCGGCUUUACAGAACUGGUUCAUCUCUUUAUCUCAACAAGUAUUCAUGGAAUAGAGUAGCAAAUAUUCUCUUCCUGGAAUCACCUGCUGGUGUCGGCUUCUCCUACACAAAUACAAGCUCCGAUCUCAAAAACUCCGGUGAUCGACGAACAGCUCAGGAUGCUUUAAUUUUUUUGGUGAGAUGGAUGUCAAGAUUCCCAAAAUACAAACACAGAGAAUUCUACAUUGCUGGAGAGAGCUAUGCUGGUCAUUACGUCCCCCAAUUAGCGAAGAAAAUCCACGAUUACAACAAAGCAUCGUCCCAUCCCAUCAUUAAUCUUAAAGGAUUCAUGGUGGGCAAUGCAGUAACAGAUAACUACUAUGACAGCAUUGGGACUGUCGCAUUCUGGUGGAGCCAUUCCAUGAUUUCAGAUAGAAGCUAUCGAUCAAUCAUGGAUCAUUGCGAUUUCAUUGCAGAGAGAACUUCUGAGAAGUGUGAUGAGGCAGUGAGUUAUGCUAUAAACCAUGAGUUCGGAGACAUUGAUCAAUACAGCAUUUACACACCAUCUUGCAUGGCAUUGCCAAAUAGUAGUACCAUACGGUCUCCACGCUUCAAGAACAGUCUUGUACGUAGACGGGUUUCGGGAUACGAUCCAUGUACUGAGAAUUAUGCAGAGAAAUACUAUAAUCGACCUGAUGUGCAGAAGGCCAUGCAUGCAAAUUCUACUGGAAUUCCUUACAAAUGGACUGCUUGCAGUGGUGUUCUUAUAAAGUACUGGAAUGACUCUGAAGCCUCCAUGCUACCUAUUUACAAGGAACUAAUUGAAGCUGGUCUCAGGAUCUGGGUUUUCAGCGGGGACACAGAUGCUGUAGUCCCAGUGACUGCAACUAGAUUCUCCCUCAACCAUCUCAAUCUCACCGUCAAGACUCCAUGGUAUCCAUGGUACUCGGGUGGCCAGGUAGGGGGGUGGACAGAGGUGUAUGAAGGGCUAACCUUUGCCACUGUGAGAGGUGCCGGGCAUGAGGUUCCUCUGUUUCAGCCGAUGCGAGCUUUCCUUCUCUUCAGAUCAUUCUUGGGUGGAAAGCAACUACCAAGUUCCUCAGAAAAUUAGCAGGAAACCCAUUUCACAGAAAUUGAUUAGGUUUGAGCACCUAGACCAAAUAGUGGGAGGAGCAGUUACACUAGUCAUCAUUCAUUCCAUUUAGUCUUAGCAUGAAAAUUAUUGAGACAAGUGUGCUUUAUCUCAUAUUGUAGACACUGAUUUCAAGAGGAAAUAAAUUGAAUGUUACAUUGUUAUUCAA